Molecule: messenger RNA, 2631 nt
Organism: Erigeron canadensis
Lineage: Eukaryota; Viridiplantae; Streptophyta; Magnoliopsida; Asterales; Asteraceae
Product: BEL1-like homeodomain protein 1
Exons: 6
Coding region: 284-2374 (696 amino acids)
Biological process (GO): regulation of transcription by RNA polymerase II
Molecular function (GO): DNA-binding transcription factor activity, RNA polymerase II-specific; RNA polymerase II cis-regulatory region sequence-specific DNA binding
Source: RefSeq, a predicted model, not a curated record
UAUAUUGGAACGAAUUCUUGAAAAUUAAUCAUUUUUUGCAGCUUUUGGAUGAUGGAACUACACGUGCACAAUCAUGAUAUCUCCAUCACUAGCCUCUCUUUAGGUGUUCUAAUUUGAUCGUAUAUAUAAUUGAUCAACAAAGAAUCGAUCUCUUUCCUGCCAGCUGAUCAGUAAUUAGAUUUGUUUGGUUUUCACAGUUGCGUAUGGGUUGAAAAGAACCCCAACUUUUUAGGCAGAUAGAAGAAGAAGUUGUACCAAAAAGGAUAGAUAAAAAGAUCGAUCGAUGGCGACUUACUACAAUGGAAAUACUAAUUCAGAAAUUCAAAGUGGUGACGGGUUGCAAACAUUAGUCCUAAUGAAUCCGGGAUACGUUUACUAUCCCGAAUCAUCUCAGCAACAACAACAACAACAGUCUGGGAACUUUGUGUUUCUUGAUCAUUCCAAUCAUCCUGGAAACAACAAUAAUAAUAAUAAUAACAACAAUCAUCAACAUCAACAGCAGCAUGGAAAUAAUAGUAUGUCUCACGCGCCUUCAUCUGCACAACAGACUCAGCAAUUUGUUGGCAUACCGCUAUCGGCAUCACCACCAUCAUCUGUCCACUCCCAACACGAUGUUUCUUCCUUGCACGCCUUCAUCCCACGAGCUCAUCAGUACAUGUAUACCCCAGUAGAGAUGGUCCCCGCGGCUCAACCACACCAACGUGAAGUCACACCAUUUCAACAAGGUUUGUCUUUAAGUUUGUCUUCUCAACAAUCAAGAUUUGGUUCUCAAGCUGCUGCAAGGCUGCCAAUUUCCCCUACUGGCGAUCAAGACGGGAGAGCGGCUGUUGGUGGUGGAUCGACGUCAUCUGCAUCCGGGAUUUCGAAUAGUGUCAACGGUAUGCAUAAUAUGCUGUUGAAUUCAAAGUACCUAAAAGCAACCCAGGAAAUACUUGAACAAGUUGUCAACGUUGGAAAAGUGGCACUCAAGAAUUCUGAUCCAUCAAUCAAGGAUCUGAAAGGCGUCGGUAGCGGUGAUGAUGAUGGAUCACCGCUACUGAUUACAGGAGAAGGAACCAGCCGAGAUGAAGCCGCCACCAAAUCUGGUGGCGGACCUGAACUUACUACAGCAGAAAGACAGGAAAUUCAGAUGAAGAAAGCGAAACUCGUUAACAUGCUUGAUGAGGUGGAGCAGAGAUAUAGACAAUAUCAUCACCAGAUGCAAAUAGUAAUCUCUUGGUUCGAACAAGCAGCUGGAAUUGGGUCCGCUAAAACUUACACCGCACUGGCUCUGCAAACGAUCUCCAAGCAAUUCAGGUGUCUGAAAGACGCGAUUAUGGGACAGAUUAAGGCCGCCAGCCGGAGCUUAGGAGAAGAAGACAGUUUAGGUGGUGGGAAGACGGAAGGCAGUGGUUCGAGGCUGAAGUUUGUAGAUAAUCAGCUUAGGCAACAGAGAGCCUUGCAGCAGUUGGGAAUGAUGCAACACAAUGCUUGGAGACCCCAAAGAGGGUUGCCUGAGCGUUCUGUUUCCGUUCUUCGUGCUUGGCUCUUUGAACAUUUUCUCCAUCCUUAUCCAAAGGAUUCGGACAAGCAUAUGCUUGCAAAACAAACAGGACUUACUAGAAGUCAGGUUUCAAACUGGUUUAUCAACGCUCGAGUCAGACUAUGGAAACCGAUGGUGGAAGAGAUGUACCUGGAGGAAAUCAAAGAACAAGAACAGAACGGAAUGGAAGAUCCUAAAUCGGGCAAAAACGAAGAAAACCAAGAACAUUCAGCUUCCAAAGGUGAGAAAAGUCUCUCACCAGAAAACUCGAACAGAGGAUACAGGGCCACCAAACAAGAGAAUUCCUUCCACGCGGCACCACCAAUGACAGUUUCCACCAGCGUCUCGACGUCUCCAAAUGCCACAGGGAUAAACUUACAAAACCCAUCUGGUUUCAGCCUCCUUGGAUCCCUAGAAAUGGAGGGGAUAACACAAUUUAGCCCCAAAAAACCAAGAAACGACGGCCGACAGCAACAGAACCAGAACGAAGGCGGAGGUUUCACAUUAACCGGAAGUAACCCAACCGAUUUCAUGGGGGGGCUCGGGGGUUAUCCUAUUGGCGAAAUAGGAAGGUUCACCACUGACCAAUUCCAACAGCAGUACUCAGGGAAUGGAGUCUCGUUGACCUUAGGUCUACCACACUGUGAAAACCUAUCGAUUUCUGGAAGCCACCAGAGUUUCCUCCCUAACCAAAGUAUCCAGCUCAGCAGGGGAGCAGAGUUAGGGGAAGAAAACGAUUAUGGCGCCAUGAAUCCACCAUCUUCUUCACACUCAGCAGCCAUGUACGACUCCAUGAACAUCCAAAACCGUAAGAGAUUCGCAGCACAACCUUUGCCAGAUUUUGUUGCUUGAACAAGAUCAAAAAAUCAAGAAAUAAAAACAAGAUUUAUUACCCUAGAACAGAUCUAUACUUUGAUCAAGAACAAGAACCAUUAGAGUUCUAUAUAGAUGCAGAUUAGGUUUUUCAAGAAUCAUUGGAUGAUUUGAGGACUGUAUAUUAAUUUUGUAUCAGCAGAUGCAUAUAGAUGGAUUGGAAGGAAUAUUGUAUGUAUGUAAAACUACUUAUAUAUCUUUGGAUUGGGGGGUAUACAAAAAAUUAUUUAUAAGUA